CGGACACCGAGAUGGCGACGCGAUACCGGGCGAGACCAAAGAAGACUGGCAUUCCAGCCGUCGUGAAGUUGCCGUCCAUCCACAAGAGCCCUUCCAGCUCGACUCCAGGCUCCGCAAGCGACUGCAAGGCUGCCACAUAUCCAUCCGCGGGUUCAUCUUCAUCUUCCACAUCCUCAUCAUCAUCAUCUGGACGAAAGAAGAAAGGACAUCGCAAACACACGGUUCCCAAAGCUGAUAGCCACCAACACCGACAAGAUGAUGUGUCGGAGGAUGCGGUGGAGGAAGACUUGGAGUUGGUAAAGGCGAUGCAAGAGCAGCUUGCGCUUCAGCGACAACUGCUGCAAUACGAGUAUGAACUGGAACAGCAGCAAGACGCAGCAAAUGACGCGCAAAGCGGCAUUGACCUCCAACAGGCGUACGAGGAGACGAGGAAGGCCAUUCGGACGGCACGUGGUGGACGGAGAAAGAAGGCCACUGGCGGCAGUUCCUCAAGACAGGUCAACGACGAUGACGACGAUGAUGCCCAUAUCACGCACCCAUCUGGUCCGUUAUGAUCUGUCGCCAUAGUCGAUGCCUGUGUGCAUGUGAUUGACUUGGGUUGAUUUGAUUGCUUUUGCUGCUUUUGUUUGCUGCAUCUGUUGUUUUGUAUUUGAAGGGGAACGGUGUGCACGUUCACGUGUAACUGAAAAUGAACCAACAAGACCACAA
Messenger RNA from Salpingoeca rosetta, 708 nucleotides. RefSeq lists its product as uncharacterized. The record is from RefSeq and is a predicted model, not a curated record. Lineage: Eukaryota; Choanoflagellata; Craspedida; Salpingoecidae. The transcript is spliced from 7 exons. The coding region runs from base 12 to 554 and encodes 180 amino acids.